Saccostrea cuccullata (small rock oyster) is the source of this 2044-nucleotide messenger RNA. RefSeq names its product G patch domain-containing protein 2-like. The record is from RefSeq and is a predicted model, not a curated record. The transcript has 7 exons. The coding region runs from base 143 to 1480 and encodes 445 amino acids. Gene Ontology annotation, molecular function: nucleic acid binding. Gene Ontology annotation, cellular component: nucleus. NCBI's taxonomy places the organism in Eukaryota, Metazoa, Mollusca, Bivalvia, Ostreida, Ostreidae.
UUUAUAAUUAUGCGUAAUUGCAAUGUAAUAACAAAACAGGAAGUUUAGAACAUCAGCUGGAAAAUGGCGAUCGAUAACGAAACCACAACUUGAUUCUUAGUUUUAUUCUUAAAUAUUUUACAGAUGCCGAAAAAGGUUACAAAUGGAUCAUCAUAAUAUUGUCCGACAGUUUCAAAAUCUCCGAGUGUAUUCAAACUCGCGUCUGGUGAGUAUGGAUGAAUUGGUUCAAGAUCUUGCAAAUGCAUUGGAAGAAUCAACUUCACCAGUUAAGAACUCUAAUCAUUCAGUGACUACUAAAAGACCUUAUAAAAAACGAAAAGGAAAGAAACGUAGAACACUUUUAUUGGACUGUGGAAACAUGAGUGAGACAUCAGCGAGUAGUUAUGACGAAGCCCUUAGAGAUUAUUUUGAAAAUUUUACCCGAAAGAGUGACUCAGAUGAUGAUAUAGGAAAAAUAACAAGACUUUCUAUGCCUUUGAAUUCAAACUUUAUGCAGAGUGUUGAAUCGGAUUCUGUGAAUGAAAGUAUUAUAUCACCGUUACGACCUCAGAGGCGAAGAAAAAAGUAUAAAGCCAUGGCAACAGAUUCAGAAUCAGAGACAUGUUGCAUGAAACCACCAUUAGGAAUUACCGAUCACAAAUCCAAAACUCACAAAAUCAGGUGCAUGUCAAAUAUGAAGACAAACGAUGUCAUGUUUGGGGUAGAAGAAGAAGUGCAUCCUGGGAAAAGGAAAAGAAGCUCCAAGUCAAGAGCUGAAUAUUUGACGAGCUUUGAUCAGUCUAAAAAUAGCAAUGACCAGAAUUCCAUGGAAACAGGAAGCAAUAUAGAGAGCAGCUCUGGACUGAGUAGUAGUGAGAGUGAUGGACUCCUCACAAAUGAUGAAGCUCGGGAAGCUGAUGACGAGCAUAGUGACUUUUACUAUGAGUCGGGACCAGCCUGUGGAAUUCCUGGCAUCAUAAGAUGGUGGGAGAAUGAUUCAGAGGACAUAGAAUCUGAAUCGGAGCGACAGAAGUUCCAACAGAUAUUGACUGGCUCCUUUGAACACAUACCAAAAUCUUCACAGCUAGCAUUCAGAGCCAGAGUCACAAGAAUGAUGGCUAAGACUGGAAGACCAAUCAGAUUUGGAAGAAGAAAAUUAAAAGAGAAGGAACCAAAAUACACCCUUUCUCGCUUCCUGAAAGAGAGGCAGAAAUGGAACGAUAUACAGGGAUUUCCCUCUGGUUUUAAAUCGAAUGGAAAUGGAGAUCAGAAGAGAUUCCGCAAAACUCCACCCCUACAAAGUCCCAUAGAGGAAGGUGUAGUUGGAGGUAAUGCUGACCCUAUACCAGAGAGUAAUAUAGGAAAUCGGAUGCUACAAGACAUGGGGUGGGUCCCCGGGAACGGACUGGGGUCAGAAAUGGUAACACAAUCUUUCCGACGGCCAAAACGACAGGGCUUAGGCUGCAGUUCACACCCAUACAUACGAAGCAUGGACUCCUAGUUCAUCCUCAUUUUGUCAAAAUUUUUUUUUUAGAUUUUAUGUUAAUGAUGUUUUUAGUGAUAGUUUUUUAAAAACACAAGGUGACUAACUUGUAUUUUAAGAAGCAUUGCUGUUUAGAUCUCUUUAAUUAUUUUUCGUCAUAUUUUAGGGAAUUUGUUUUUGGUAGACUUUUAGUUUUAUGGUUUUAUUUUUUUUUUUAAACUGAGGGUCUCUGUGGCAGCAUUAUUUAUUCUAACAUUAUGUCAGAAUUAGUUUAAAAUCAUCAGGCAUUUGAUGUUAUAAAGUGGUUAUACACAUUUAAUGGACAUUUACAAUGCAUAUACAUGUACAUAAAACAUUUUUCUCCUGCUUAAUAUACUUAUAAUUAGUACUAAAAUUUGAUGCUAUUUCUAAUUUUAAUAGGUAGUACUUUUUGAAUUUGUUAAUUUGAAGUAUCUACAUUUAUAUUAAAUGUAGAUAAACUUCUGAAGACACUUUGGUUAAGAGGACACACAUUCAUAUUGUCUGACAUCACAAAGGAUGACUGCACUUAAGGAAACUUAGAAAUUGCGACAUAAUUAAUUU